Molecule: messenger RNA, 1707 nt
Organism: Myotis brandtii (Brandt's bat)
Lineage: Eukaryota; Metazoa; Chordata; Mammalia; Chiroptera; Vespertilionidae
Product: disintegrin and metalloproteinase domain-containing protein 20-like
Exons: 1
Biological process (GO): proteolysis; male gonad development
Cellular component (GO): external side of plasma membrane; sperm head plasma membrane; plasma membrane
Molecular function (GO): metalloendopeptidase activity
Source: RefSeq, a predicted model, not a curated record
AUGGCUGUGAGUGAGGCCCUGGUGUGUGUGAGGAACACUCUCCUGCCACUCUGGCUGGGGGUGAUUCUGUUCCCAUAUGGAUGGUUCCAGGUUGUGCUCUCCCAACGCAAUGGUGCCCCAGAAGUGGUGAUUCCCUUGAAGGUAACAGGCACUGGCAUUGGCAUGAAGAUUGGAGACUGGGUCUCUUACACAAUGCAUUUUGGGGGCCAGAGACACAUUGUCCAAAUGAAGGUCAACAGGAAUUUUCUAUCCAGACACUUCCGAGUGGUUACCUACUCGGACCAGGGCGCUCUUCUUGAGGACCAGCCUUUUAUCCAGAAUGACUGCUACUAUCAUGGUUAUGUGGAGGGGGACCCAGAAUCCCUGGUUGCCCUCAGUACCUGUUUGGGAGGUUUACAGGGCAUAUUAACAACAAAUGACAUUGUUUAUGAAAUAGAACCCAAGAGACGUUCUACCACAUUUGAACAUCUCUUAUAUAUGAUAAAGAGUAAAACACAGUUGCUGCCACCCAUGAAAUGUGGAUUAACAGAUGAAGAAAUAGCAAGACAAUUGAAAUUUCAGGAGAGUGCUAAUUUCACUUUGAUGCAGAGUGGGUAUGAAGGCUGGUGGACUCACAACCGGCUUCUUGAACUGGCAGUGGUGGUGGACCACAAUCGCUAUCUUCAUCACCAAAGUAACACCACAGCAGUGCAGUAUGAAGUAUUACUUGUAGUCAAUGGCGUAGCUAAGUUUUUGAGUUCACUGGAUGUUGAUGUGGUUUUAAUGGGAAUUGAGGUCUGGACUAAAAGAAAUCCAAUUCCAAUAGAUACCAUAUUGGUUCUCCUGGAGGGAUUUUGCAUAUGGAAGAGAACUGGCUUCAUUGAUCGCAUUCCCCAUGAUGUUGCACAUCUUUUUAUAAAGCGUGACUAUGGUAUUACUGUUGGCUUAGCCUAUCUUAAAACCGUAUGUAAAAGCUAUGCUAGUUGUGGAGUUGAUAGUUUCAUGAACGAUGAUGUGUAUGAUUUUGCAUACAUUGUGUCACAUGAGAUUGGUCAUAAUUUGGGUAUGGAUCAUGAUGGACCAACUUGUACAUGUGGACAUAAAAGCUGCAUAAUGUUUCCAGAAAAAGCCAGUGCAACUAGGUUCAGCAACUGCAGCUAUGCUGACUUCAUGGACAUGAUGGACACCAUAGCAAGGAAAAAUUGUUUGUACGUUUCAUCAAAUACAGGAAACAUCUUCACACUUGCACGGUGUGGGAACAGUGUGGUUGAAGGAGGAGAAGAGUGUGACUGUGGCGCUUUACAUUUGUGUAUGAAAGAUCCGUGCUGUGAGUCCAACUGCACUCUCAGCCCUGGGGCUGCUUGUGCUUCUGGGCUCUGUUGCAAAGACUGCCAGAUCCUGCCCACAGGCGAAGUUUGUAGACAAGAGGAAAAUGACUGUGAUCUCCCAGAGUGGUGCAAUGGGACAUCCUACCAUUGUCCAGAGGAUGUGUACUUGCAGAAUGGGAUCCCAUGCAAGGGCGGUGGCUACUGCUAUGAAAAGAGAUGCAAUAACCGUGAAGAGCAGUGUAGGAACAUAUUUGGCAAAAAGGCCAAGAGUGCAAAUCAGAGUUGCUACAAAGAAAUUAACAUUCAAGGUGACCGUUUUGGGAACUGUGGUCUAAUGAACUCUACAUACCUAAAAUGUGACAUCUCAGAUACCUUGUGCGGGAGGAUUCAGUGUGAAAAC